This is a messenger RNA of Aspergillus calidoustus, 726 nucleotides long. NCBI's taxonomy places the organism in Eukaryota, Fungi, Ascomycota, Eurotiomycetes, Eurotiales, Aspergillaceae. The record is from the annotation of a GenBank genome assembly.
AUGCCUAGCUACCUCUUCCUCUACAUCCAUCCACACCCAGACCAUCGCGACACGUUCGCGCAAUGGCGCUGCAGCCUCCUACCAACCGAUCUCCUCCUUGACAUCGAACACACGUAUACCAUCUACCUAGACGCUACCACCCCACCAACAGCCCCAGCCCCAACACCAUCACAGGCAACAAAAUACACCCACCUAAAUAUCUACCGCUUCCCAACCCCGUCGGCAAUCCACUCCCCACAGCUAAGAGCCUACCUGCACACUCUCUCCACCGACACCACUCGAAUCAUCUCUCUACACUGGACGACAUACACCAGCGUCACAGACACAAAGCCUCCUUCACAAUCCCCACCCGUCGUUGUGAUGGUUGGAAUGACGAUCCAUAUCGAAGAUGCAUCUGCACGCGAGGUCCUAGAUCACUGGUAUGCCGACGAACAUAUCCCAGCCUUGUCGAGGGUGCAGGGGUGGAUGGGCUCAGCUCGGCUGGAGCUUGUAGAGAGUUCCGAGCGGCAUGAAAAAGGGGAGGGAGGUGGGGAUACUAGUAGGACUGAGCCUGCACCGUACCUAGCUAUACACGAAUGGGACGAGACGAACGGAUUGGGCGGGGAGGCUUGGAAGGCGGCGAUUCGCACGCCUUUGACGGCGAGGAUCGAGGCGUUGCAGGUUAAGCCGAUGCAGAGGUCCGUAUGGAAGUCUACUGAUCUUGGGAACAGAGGCUUAGACGUAUGA